Hepatospora eriocheir is the source of this 420-nucleotide messenger RNA. The record is from the annotation of a GenBank genome assembly. NCBI's taxonomy places the organism in Eukaryota, Fungi, Microsporidia, Hepatosporidae.
AUGGGAGAUAUAGACAAAGAUCAUAUAGAAUAUAAAUUUAUUGAAAGAAGUUAUUUUGAUGAACCAUGUGAUAAUAGUUUGAAUGUUAAUGGAUUGAAGAAACCAAUUUUAAAACAAAUGAAAUUUUGGUUGUUUUUAAUUGGUUUAAUUAUGAUUUUUAUAACAAGUUAUGCAUUUUAUGACUUUUAUAAGAAAAAUUAUAAAAAUAGCGAAAUUAUAAAAAACAAUCAACUCGAACAAAAAGAUGUACCUGUUACUUAUACAGAAUUUUCUAAAGAUUUAAUGAAAUUUUUAAAGGAUAAAUGGAAUAUAACCACACCAUUUAUUCUUUUUAAAGGUAAUAAGUGUAAAGAAUGUCAUAAUAAUAUUGUAAAAAGAUUUAGAGAUUUGCAAAUAAGUAACACAGAUGAAAAUCAUUAA